Messenger RNA from Dictyostelium purpureum, 1779 nucleotides. RefSeq lists its product as uncharacterized. Lineage: Eukaryota; Evosea; Eumycetozoa; Dictyosteliales; Dictyosteliaceae. The annotation marks the transcript as partial. Gene Ontology annotation, cellular component: membrane. The transcript has 3 exons. Gene Ontology annotation, molecular function: ATP binding; ABC-type transporter activity; ATP hydrolysis activity. The record is from RefSeq and is a predicted model, not a curated record.
GUACCAGCAGGAACAUUUUUAGCAAUUUUAGGUACUAGUGGUUCUGGUAAAACAACAUUUUUAAAUACUAUUUCAGGUAGAAGUGAGGACUAUAUUGUUGGUGGUGAAAUUUUUUUUAAUGGACAUGAGGUUUCGAAAGAAGAAAUUAAAAAAACAGUGGGAUAUGUAUUGCAAAGUGAUCAAUUAUUACCAACUCUAACAGUACGUGAAACAUUACAAUAUGCAGGACUUUUAAGACUACCAGAACAUUUUACAAAAGAAAGAAAAUUGGAAAUUGUAGAAGAAAUUAUUGGUGAACUAGCACUUCGUGAAUGUAGCAAUCGUUUGGUUGGUGGAUUUGGUAAAAAACGUGGUAUUUCUGGUGGUGAAAUGCGUCGUGUCAGUAUAGGUGUACAAAUGUUAUCCAAUCCAGGUGUAAUUUAUUUAGAUGAGCCUACUUCAGGUUUGGAUUCUUUUUCAGCAGCCAAUUUAGUUCAAACUCUUUUGUCUUUAUCAAGAUCAAAUAAUAAAAGUGUAAUUAUGACUAUUCACCAACCUAAAAAUGAUAUCUUCAAACUUUUUGAUAGAAUUUUAUUAUUAUCAAAAGGUAACAUUGUUUAUUAUGGUCCCACCAAAGAUAUUGUUGGUCACUUUGCAUCAUUAGGUUAUGAUUGUCCAUACGAUUCAAACCCAGCAGACUAUAUUUUAGAUUUAAUUACUGUAAAUUUGCAAAAUGAAAAGAUUCAAGAAGAGUCAAAUAAUAGAUUAAAAUAUUUAAUAGAAGGUUAUAGAAACUCAAAGAUUAAACAACAAAUUCAAUCAAUUGAUAAUAAUAGUGAUGAGAAUAAUAGUAAUAUUAACAGUCUAGACAAUGAUAAGCUCUCAAUAGAUAAUAAAGGUACAGAUAAAAAAGAAAAAAAAGAAAAAAAAGAAUUUAAAAUCGAAAAUCGUAACACAUCAUUACUUUUACAAACUUAUUUAUUAACAAAGAGGUCUUUAUUACACAUUGCAAGAGAUAAAACUUUAUUAGCAGCAAGAAUGAUCGAAACCGUUUUAAUGGCGUUAAUAUGUGGGGGUAUUUUCUAUCAGUUAGGUGUAGAUUUGGUCGGCAUCAAUAGCAGAGUAUCAUGCUUUUACGUAAUUACAAUUUUACAGCCAUAUUUAAUUAUUAUUGCAACUAUUCUCCAGUAUAGCGAAGAAUUAUUAGUGUUUGAUAGAGAACAUUACGAUCAGAUGUAUAGUAGUUAUAGCUAUUGGUUCGCAACUAAAAUUAGCAACCUCCCUUUUGAAGUAUUAUCAUCGCUUAUUUUCAGUUGUAUUUUCUAUUGGAUGGCAGAUCUAAGACCAGCAGCCACAAAUUUCUUUUGGUUCUUUUUAACUUUAACAUUGGUACAAUAUGCCAGUGCGUCCAUUGGUAUGAUGUCAACAUCUUUUAUAAGACAGUUUGCAGGUGCUUCUCUUAUGGCCAAUCUUUUUAUGACUUUUUGGAGUAUUUCAGCUGGUUUCCUUUUAAAUCCAAGCACAUUCCCAUUUUAUAUUAAUUGGAUCAGCUAUACCAGUAUCUAUCAAUAUUCAUUCGGUGCAAUGGCAGCUAAUGAACUAAUAGGCAAUCAAUAUCCAUGUCCAUUCGAAGAAAAUGAUAUUCAAUGUUUACUUUAUAAUGGCGAUCAAAUUCUCAGUAGACUAACAUUAAAAUCAAAUAAUGUAAGAAACAACUGUCUUAUUCUCUUCACAAUUAUAGUUUGUUUAAAUUUAAUUUCAUUCUUAGCUUUAAGAUUCAUAAAACAUAAGCCCAAAUAA